Molecule: messenger RNA, 771 nt
Organism: Anas platyrhynchos (mallard)
Lineage: Eukaryota; Metazoa; Chordata; Aves; Anseriformes; Anatidae
Gene: MTFP1
Product: mitochondrial fission process 1
Biological process (GO): mitochondrial fission
Cellular component (GO): mitochondrion
Source: RefSeq, a predicted model, not a curated record
GAAGCCGGGCGGAGUGGGCGUGGCCUGAGGGCAGAGGGGGGCGUGGCCAAGUGACGUGUCCCGGGAGUGGGCGGGGCCUGGAGCGUGCGGCGGCGGGGGCGCGCCAUGGGGGCGGCGGAGCCCGACCUCUACCGGGACACGUGGGUGCGGUACCUGGGUUACGCCAAUGAGGUGGGCGAAUCCUUCCGCCCCCUGGUCCCGGUGGCAGCCGUGUGGGCCAGCUACGGGGUGGCCACAGCCUACGUGACCGCCGAUGCCAUCGACAAGGGCAGGAAAGCGGCAGCGGCCCACGAGCACGACCCCGGUAAGGCGACGCGGGUGGGGGUGGCGGUGGCGGACACCUUCGUGUGGCAGAGCCUGGCCUCGGUGGCCAUCCCCGGCUUCACCAUCAACCGCCUGUGCGCCGCCUCGCUGGCCCUACUGGGCUCCUUCACCCGCUGGCCUCUGCCCGUCCGAAAAUGGGCCACCACUGCCCUGGGGCUGGCUGCCAUCCCCGUCAUCAUCACACCCAUCGAUAGGAGCGUGGAUUUCCUGAUGGACUCCAGCCUCCGCAAGCUCUACGGCACCGAGGGAGAGCCCCCGUCCUCGCACUGAGCCCCCUCCCCACCCGGGGACUCACAUCCAGCAGAGCCAGGCAGGGAAACCUGAGGCACGCUGCUGGCUCUGGGGUGCUGCACCUCCUGCACUGUGAACCCACACACUCAGGUUGUGGCUGUGGGGUGGAAGCGUCCGCCCCAGGCCUGGUCCUAAUAAAUCAUUUCAUACAUCGCC